Pezoporus occidentalis (night parrot) is the source of this 3751-nucleotide messenger RNA. It is a transcript of the gene IL4R, whose product is annotated as interleukin 4 receptor. Gene Ontology annotation, cellular component: membrane; external side of plasma membrane. The coding region runs from base 118 to 3198 and encodes 1026 amino acids. The record is from RefSeq and is a predicted model, not a curated record. Gene Ontology annotation, molecular function: cytokine receptor activity; protein binding. Gene Ontology annotation, biological process: cytokine-mediated signaling pathway; production of molecular mediator involved in inflammatory response. NCBI's taxonomy places the organism in Eukaryota, Metazoa, Chordata, Aves, Psittaciformes, Psittacidae. The transcript has 10 exons.
GGUACCGACCCGGUCCAGACUGGAGGCCUGGCGCGGGAGCCCGUCGCGCCGAGCAGGACCCGGACCAGGCCAGGAUUUCAGCACAGCUUGUCCUGUGGAGCCUGGCCAGUGUCAGUGAUGGCAAGGCUUCCAAGUGCUGCACCGCGUACCCUGUGGAUCCUUUUCUUUUCAUAUACAACAAAUGAAGUCAUGGCUGCAGGACAUGUGCAGGAAUUUGCGUGCUUCACAGACUAUGACAAAGAGCUGGUUUGUCACUGGAAGGUGCCUGCACACAUGAAUUGCUCCAAAGAAUUCCUCCUCUACUACAGGAAAGAAUUUUUUUCUCUGCCAAACAGUGUGUGUGUCCCCAAGAAUGGAAAAGAGAGUUUAAGGUGCACUUGCACAAUAUGUCCGGAUUAUUUUGUAUCAGGUCUCACAUAUGUUCUAGCUCUACAGUACAAUGGGACUGAUAUGUGGAAUUACAGUGUUACACCAGCCCUGGUUGUUAAGCCAAGAGCCCCCCAAAACCUUGCCAUUGAGAAAGCUGAAAAUGGUAAUUUCAAUCUGAGCUGGGAGGAGAGCUACUCUCCUCCAUCCAUGCUCUCUGGACAGCCAGUCAUCCAUGAAGUGAAAUACUGGAGGAAACGGCACCCAACAGAGGUUUUUGUAAAAGCAAUUAACUACCAGGCAAAAAGCUUUGAAAUCACUGCAAGCUCCUUGAGGAGAGGCUAUGAUUACGUUGCAAGUGUGAGGUGUAACUAUACAGACUACCCGGCCUACUGGAGUGAAUGGAGUGAAGAAGUUGAAUUUUACUAUGAAUACCGAGUGACAGCUGAAGACAUUCUGCAGAUGGCUGUUCCUGUGUCCUGCGUUCUGAUCGUGGCACUAUCUGUCGUUUGUUACUUCUGUUUUACCAGAGUGAAGAAAGAAUGGUGGGAUCAAAUCCCAAAUCCAGCAAAGAGCCAUUUGGUCGUAAAAAAUGUCAAGUUUCCAGUUUUGUGCUACAUUGAUGAAAUUAAGCUCCCUUUCCACGACUUAAAACAGGAUCAUAUGGAAAAGGAAAUAAGUUGCAAGAACUGUCUGGCUCAAAUCUUGUCAAGCCAAAGCUUCAAGGGAAAUCAUAACACCAGAAAUAUUGAGAAAUCUUGCAGUUGCCACAACAAGUCUGGAGAGUGGUUUCUGAAAGGCAGCAGCGCAGUUUUAACCCCUGAGACAAUUCUGGUUGAAGAGCCGAGAGAAAUCUGUGAACGCUUAACAGACAUUGAGGCUGAGCACCAGGAAGAAACUAGAGACCAUAUCGCUGUGUUUGAGCCUUCCGAGAGCAGUGUCAGUGCUUUCAGAGAGCACACUGAACACGAUGUGCUUGCUAGCAUGUUUAUUAAGCUCCUGGCAGAUGAAAAUAUGCAAGACCAUAAAGACCCAGACAUCAUCAUGGGUGAGAACAAAACCUUUGAGAAACCUGAGUCAGAAAAUCCCUCGCAGCAAAAUACAAAUGAAAGCACAGCCCAGAGUCAGCAGCUGUGUGAUGUUUCCCUUUUCACCAGAGCUUCUCAAGAUGACUACAAUUGUAGUACAGCCAGCAAGAAGUCAGAACAAUCCGAAGAAUCUGGCUAUCACAGCUCCAGCAUUAAUUCUGCUGCUCUGGAUGCAAGAAAACUUCAACAUAUGGUUCAUCAAAGCCGUUUUCCAUGCAGUUCUGAAAGUCAGCAUGAUUCGUGUGUCCUGAUCCAGGAAUCUCCAAAUAAACCAUCAUUUGGGACCAAAAAAGACAGAGUAAGCAACUCUGCAUGCGAGAGUUUUGAUACCCUUACAUCUCCAUCCAUGGGGCUGUGUAGCUCUGCAUAUAAGAGCUUUGACAGCCUUAUGUCUCCAUCCAUGGAGCCCUGUGGCUCUGCCUACAAGAGCUUUGACAGCCUUAUGUCUCCAUCCAUGGAGCCCUGUGGCUCUGCCUACAAGAGCUUUGACACCCUUACGUCUCCAUCCAUGGAGCCCUGUGGCUCUGCCUACAAGAGCUUUGACACCCUUAUGUCUCAGUCUGUGGCUGACAGUAGCCUGACUCUAUACUUUGAAAAUGUGUGCUCCUCGCCACCUUUAACACGGUUUUCAGACACACCAGAACUGAGCUGCAGAGAUCAAAUUUAUCAGCCCCCUCGCAAUCAGACAUGUUAUACCAACUACAGAUCUCGCUGCACUGAGCUUGAUGUUUGCAGCACCUCUUCAGAACAUAGUGAUUUUCCAUCUUUCCCCACACAUGCAAAUGACAGUGCUUCAGCUUUCCUGCCAGAAGAAGAAAUACAUAACCAAGUAACAUACCAAACUGUUCAAAAGAAAGCCAAUGUUAUUUCUUGCCUCACUGGACCUCAGCCAUCUGGUUAUCAACCUUUUGAUAAUGUAGUUAAGUGUAAUGGUACAUACCAUAACAAUGACAGUGAGGUUAUCUCCAGGUCACGGUGCAAAUCCUUCACUCAUCUUUUGUACAACAACCUGAGAGGAACACCUCCAGAAACGAUGAUCUGUGAACCUGACCUGAGGAUGGAUGACCACAUAUGUUUGAUUGCGCAGGGUUUUGAUGGCAGAAUUGUCCCAGAUUUAGUCUUUAGUGAGGAUGUUGCACAGACCGGUGGUGGCAGCCUUUGGAUCAUGAACUCUCAUGAGCUGUCUGGUCAUAGCAAAGAUGAAAAUACCAGCAGAGAAGAGCUGAUGUUGCAUGUGUUAGAGCCGAACUGUCAAGAUUUUAACAGCAGAGAGAGAACUACAAAGGGGACAAAGCCUAACAGCUUUAAGUGUACUGGUAAAGGAAUGCAGGAGAGCAGCAGUAACAGACUGAAUACUGCCUUCUGCUGCCACAUGCACAGCCACUUGAGGAAACAUGGCAAUGCAGGGGAAAAUCAGGAGGUGAUGGAGCCCGCAGUAGGCAGGGGGUGCAGCUCUGCAGCUGCUUUACCAAAAAAAUCACUGGCCAGCACUGGGCUAAACUUGGAAAGAAAAACUGCAGAGCCCCAAGAGCUCCUGGUCUCAGACAAGCUGAUGCCUCCUCUUUCCGUGGAUAACUCCUGUCCCGCUGAUUCUCACACCGUUCACGGUGAGGCUUCCAGACUGGCGCCUGCAGUUCAAAAAAGACCAGUAGAGCUUUUAAGGGAAAACAGGGAGAAUGAAAGAAAAACGAAUUGUGUACAAGGCCUUGUCCAGGAGGACAACUGCUACAUGAAGGUUGCCUAGCCAUGUGCCAGGGCUGCACCAAACCAGUCCUUGGAAACAAACUGUAUCGCAGAUUGAAAUGUUGCUUGUUCUUCCAAUCUUGACUGAAGUGAGGGCUGCUGCAGCUCAAACAAGGAUUCAGUUGGGAUGCGAUAUUCGUGCCCUGCUGCGGGGCUGGCAACCAGUAUGUGAUGCAGGCCCCUGGGGACAGUAGGGGUUGGUACCUAACAAUUGCAGCUACAGAUCGGUCAGGGUUGCAAAGCCAGAGCUAAAGCUUCUCUGGCCUUGACUGUUCUCUAAAGUCAGAAGCAGCUGCAUAAUGUAGGAGUUCUUGGUUCAGCUCCUGCGGUUAUGCCCUAGCUCUGUGUUACUUGGGAAGAACACAGAGGUGAUGCAGCAGAUGCUGACACACUUGGAAGUAGGAUGUAGGUGCACAUCAAAGGGAAGCUUCCAUAACUUAUUUGUUGGGGUGAAGGGAGGAGGGAGGUCCUGUGUGCCUAGCCCCAGCAUGGGAUAUUGUUUCUACACAUGCUCAGUCAAGACCCAAAAUAAAGAUUCCUGUUAUUUGAGCUUA